Molecule: messenger RNA, 6950 nt
Organism: Myotis lucifugus (little brown bat)
Lineage: Eukaryota; Metazoa; Chordata; Mammalia; Chiroptera; Vespertilionidae
Gene: USP54
Product: ubiquitin specific peptidase 54
Exons: 23
Coding region: 1389-6212 (1607 amino acids)
Biological process (GO): protein deubiquitination
Molecular function (GO): cysteine-type deubiquitinase activity
Source: RefSeq, a predicted model, not a curated record
GGCUAACUGAUGGGGGUGUGGCCCUCGUGGGUAAACAUAAACAUUUCUGUGGCACCAAACACCGUUUGCAAACCUGCGCAGGGGAACAGCGGAUGGAAACUUCCUGAAGGAAGGACACGAGGAGAUGGAUGGGACGGUCGGUUUCUGCCCGGCUCGUCCCCGCUCUACAGCGGCCUGCAGAAGGAAACUUCAGCUAAAGGCGACGCUGCUCCAAGUGCGAGGCCCUUGGGAAAGCUAUCCCGGGGUGGGGGCUCCCUAUACUAACGCCCCGCAGCCCAGACCCUCCUGCCUGCGAUCGUUCCCCGACUUUCCCGCCAGCUCAAGGCUCUCCCUCGCUCUCGCCCACCUUCAGACCCUGGCACGCCAUCCCUGAAACGGCUCGCGGCCGCCAUUUUACAGGAACUAUCGCGAGACCUACUCAGCGGCCCGGAGUCUGACUCAUUUACUUUCCUGCGAGAGGCUCCUCGCGGUGGUUCUCGCCGUCGUGGCGGGAAGUGUCGCGAGAGCUGGUUGCCUUGGCUCCCUGUAGCUAUAGCAGCCGCGGCGGUUCAGGAUGCGGCGGCAGGAGCUUAAUUCUAGAUUCACAUGGAAUUAGAGAGAUCUGAUGUAUGCCUUUCCCAGUUUCCCCAGUGGUAACGUCCUGCAAAACUGAAGUGCAAUAUUACAACCAAGAUAUUGACAUUGAUACAGUGAAGCUCUCUGGCACAGCUGGCUAUUCUAGUCACAGAGGAAGAGAGGAGAAGAAGUUCUGGGUGGAAUGAUAGAAGAUGUUUGGAGCAUAUUAAAAAACAGCAGCAGCAACAGCAAAUGCCCCAUAUAAUUCAAACAAGCUUCUUAGCUCUGUGGAAGCUAUGUCAGUUGCUUAGAACUUGAGUUUUUACUUCAGAGGAUGAUGGGACAAGGCAAUAGAAGGCGAGGAGGGUUGCGUUGGAUUCUUGCUUAUCUGUCUGCCUCUCCUUCCAGUUGGAAAAAUCUUCAAUCCACAAGAAGCAUUGUUAACAAGCCUAAGGAAUACAUCUUACCCUGAUCCUGGAUUCUGUUGGAAUUGAGGAUUACAGCCACUUCACCAGGAUUUUAUGGAGGUAGUUCAAGAAAAAUAGAAGGAAACAAUACUCAAGAAUUUCUCUGUUUACAUUAGUCCUGUGCCAUGUUAAAUUUCGGAUAUUGUUUGGAGCAAGUUGGGGACAGCUCUCUCAUGUGGAUCUAAGUGGAUACCUGCAUUCCUCAAGCUACAUAUAUGAUGUUUGGAAGGCUGUAAACUCAAAUUCUUUCAACAUAUGUUCAUUAAGUUCUGGAUUCUCUUUCUAUUAAGGACUUUAGCAGACAGAAACUCCCUCAUCAAAAGACACAAAACCUCCUCUGUGUUUUCAGGCUAAAUGUGAACAAUCAUGUCUUGGAAGAGAAAUUAUUUUUCAGGGGGCCGUGGUAGUGUCCAAGGGAUGUUUGCACCUCGAAGCUCAACCUCUAUAGCCCCCAGCAAAGGCCUCAGCAAUGAGCCAGGACAAAACAGUUGCUUCCUCAAUAGUGCCUUGCAGGUUUUAUGGCACUUGGACAUCUUCCGACGUAGCUUUAGGCAGCUUACAACUCACAAAUGCAUGGGAGAUUCCUGCAUCUUUUGUGCUCUCAAGGGAAUCUUUAACCAGUUUCAGUGUAGUAGCGAAAAAGUCCUUCCGUCUGACACUCUCCGCAGUGCUCUGGCAAAGACUUUCCAGGAUGAACAGCGCUUCCAGCUGGGAAUUAUGGAUGAUGCUGCGGAGUGCUUUGAAAACCUGCUGAUGAGAAUUCACUUCCAUAUUGCUGAUGAAACCAAAGAGGAUAUAUGUACUGCCCAACACUGCAUCUCCCACCAGAAAUUUGCAAUGACAUUGUUUGAGCAGUGUGUAUGUACUAGCUGUGGCGCCACGUCUGAUCCGCUGCCUUUCAUCCAGAUGGUGCAUUACAUCUCUACCACUUCCCUUUGCAAUCAGGCUAUUUGUAUGCUGGAAAGACGAGAAAAACCCUCCCCAAGCAUGUUUGGUGAGUUGCUACAGAAUGCCAGCACCAUGGGGGAUCUCCGGAACUGUCCGAGCAACUGUGGAGAGAGGAUUCGGAUUCGCCGUGUGUUGAUGAAUGCUCCACAGAUUAUCACAAUUGGACUGGUAUGGGACUCGGACCAUUCAGACUUGGCAGAGGAUGUCAUUCAUAGCCUGGGUACCUGCCUUAAGUUGGGUGAUCUAUUUUUCAGAGUGACAGAUGACCGGGCCAAGCAGUCUGAACUGUACUUAGUAGGAAUGAUCUGUUACUACGGCAAACAUUAUUCUACAUUCUUUUUCCAAACAAAGAUCCGCAAAUGGAUGUAUUUUGAUGAUGCUCAUGUCAAGGAGAUUGGGCCCAAAUGGAAGGAUGUGGUGACCAAAUGCAUCAAGGGGCAUUACCAGCCUUUGCUGCUGCUUUAUGCAGACCCGCAGGGUACCCCAGUGUCCACCCAGGACCUGCCUCCCCAAGUUGAAUUCCAGUCAUACAGUAGGAUGUGCUACGAUAGUGAAGAUUCAGGGAGGGAGCCCUCCAUCUCAAGUGAUACUCGAACAGAUUCCUCAACGGAGAGCUAUCCCUACAAACACUCCCACCAUGAGUCUGUGGUCAGUCACUUCUCUUCUGAGUCUCAGGGGACAGUCAUCUAUAAUGUGGAGAAUGAUUCCACGUCUCAGAGCAGUCGGGACACAGGGCACCUGACUGAUAGUGAAUGUAAUCAGAAACUCACAUCCAAGAAAGGGUCGCUGAUAGAGCGCAAGAGGAGCUCUGGCCGGCUUAGGAGGAAAGGCGAUGAGCCACAGGCCUCAGGCUACCACAGUGAAGGAGAAACACUGAAAGAGAAGCAGGCUCCUAGGAAUGCCUCUAAACCAUCCAGCAGCACCAACAGACUAAGGGAUUUUAAAGAGACAGUCAGCAAUAUGAUCCAUAACAGACCAUCCCUGGCUUCUCAGACCAACCUAGGGUCUCCCUGUGGGGGGAAAGGAGGAGACCAGAUGGACAGAAAACCUCCCAAGAACCUGCUUUUACACUCUCAUGACUGGGAAGUAGAGAGUACUAGCAGUGAGUCAAAAUCCAGUUCUUCUAGCAAGUAUCGUCCAACAUGGAGACCCAAACGAGAGUCUCUGAAUAUUGACAGUAUUUUUAGUAAAGACAAAAGGAAGCAUUGUGGCUAUACUCAGCUCAGCCCAUUUUCUGAGGAUUCAGCGAAAGAAUUUACACCAGAUGACCUAAGCAAGCCACCUGCUUAUGACCUUAAAACUGGUGGACCAAGCCCCCAAUACAAGCCUUGGGGCCCAGGACGGCCAGGCUCUUACCUUUUAGAGCAGCACCCUCGCCUAAUCCAGCGAAUGGAAUCUGGCUAUGAGAGCAGUGAGAGGAACAGCAGCAGCCCUGUCAGCCUGGAUGCAGCCCUGCCUGAGAGCUCCAGUGUCUGCAGGGAUCCAAGUGCUAAGAGAUCAGCUGGGUUGGCACCUUCCUGGCGUCACAUCCCAAAAUCUCACAGCAGUAGCAUCCUGGAGGCGGACUCCAGGAGUGUCUGGACAAAGAAUCAGCCCCUAUCAGGUGGGGAGACACCUGCCAAAAGUGAACUGGAUGAAUUGCAGGAAGAGGUGGCCAGGAGGGCCCAGGAACAGGAACUUCGAAAGAAACAAGAGAAGGAAUUAGAGGCAGCUAAAGGGUUUAACCCUCAUCCCAGCCGCUUUAUGGACUUGGAUGAACUGCAGAAUCAGGGGAGGAGUGACGGCUUUGAGAGGUCCCUGAAGGAGGCAGAUUCAAUAUUUGAAGAGUCACUGCAUCUGGAACAGAAGGGAGACUGUGCUGCAGCCUUGGCUCUCUGUAACGAAGCCAUCUCUAAACUAAGACUUGCCCUGCAUGGUGCCAGCUCUAGCACGCACAGCAGAGCCCUAGUCGAUAAGAAGUUGCAAAUCAGUAUUCGAAAAGCACGGAGCCUGCAGGAUCGCAUGCAGCAGCAGCAAUCAUCGCAGCAGCCGUCGCAGCCCUCAGCCUGCCUCCCCUCACAGGCAGGGGCCCUCCCUCAGCCAACAAGUGAACAGCCUAUCCCGCUCCAAGUAUUGUUAACCCGGGAGGCCCAACUGGAACCCUACACGAAUACAGAGUUUGGGGCCAGUUCUUUCGUCUACUCAUCUGCUUCCUGCCAUGAGUCACACUCAUCACUGUUCUCAGAGUCAUCUGCCCUCUCUGCCCCACAGCAUAAUUCCCCCAGUAGGUCUGCCUCGAACCUUCUUAAUUCAGUUGAGGUAGAUAGCAUUGACCCCUCUGUGUUCCACAGGCAGGGCUUACCUAAAACACCAGGGAGGACUGAGAAGAACUCUCAGCAUGCUUGGGAACCAUUGGAUGUACAAGAGGGUAAGCUGCAAGGCUACAGGGAUGAUAAGAGCAGCUGCAACAGGUUCCCCCCUCAAGAAGGAAGAGGCAUUGAUCAAGAAGAGCUAUUUCAAGAAAAGAGGGAUACUUCUGGCUCAUCCCAGGUGAUGCCUUGGUCACAUCCAACUGGAACAGCUGGGUGUGAGAGAGGAGAUGCACACACCCUAAGCUGUAGUCCUGCAAGUUCAUCAGCUCAGCCUGGCCUCCCCCUUUACAGAGCCUGCCACCCUAUAAUGCCUGCUGCUUCCUCAUCUGUGUUUCACUCUCCUGAUACUGUGCAGAAAACUAACCAAUGCCUCCAAGCCAACAGCCUCACAACUUUGUUGACGUCAAAAGUGGACGGAAGCAGUGAGGAGCCCUGUAGGCCAGAGUUUCCGGGCACAAAGGGGCUUGUUCGCUCUCUGACAGAACAGUUCCAAAGGAUGCAAGGCGCCACCACAAGGGAUGGCACAGGCUCCCAGGAUAGAAGUUUUCCAAAUAGUCGAAAGAAGAACUCUUCUCCUUCUGACUCUCAGCCUCCUUUCCCACAAGGUCAAGGGAAAGGCCAUUGGCCUUGGGUUAAACAGCAACCCUCUGUGGAUGGUAGGGACAGACUGCCUUCCCGGGAAGAAACUCCUGAUCAUCCUUCCCUUGCGAUGAACUCUGGGCUACCUAAUGGUGAAACUUCUUGGGGAGGACAACCCAGGUUGGCAGAGCCAGAUAGGUACCAAAGGAAGCCAUCUCAAGUAAGAGAUGCUAGGCCUAAGGAAUUGGGCAGCAAUGUUGACUUGGGGACUCCCUUGCCUUUGGAUUCCUGGGUGAAUGUCACAAGGCUCUCUGAUUCUCAGCUUAAACAUGGAGCCCCUGGGCCAGAAAUGAAGUCCUCCCUGAAAAAUCCCCGUACUUGUGUAGCCUAUCCAGACAGAAACCACAUCUUUUUUCAUCCACAUUGGAACCAAGAUACAGAGCAGGAGACCUCAGAAUUGGAGUCUCUCUACCAGGCCAGUCUUCAGGCUUCUCAAGCAGGCUGGUCUGGAUGGGGGCAGCAGGAUGUGGCCUGGCAUCCACCUAGCCAAACAGGCUCUGCAGAUGACAUGGGAAGAAGGUUGCACUCAGCCCCUGGCCUUGGUCUCUCAAAGACCCCAACAGCAGAAAUGGAGCAGAGUCUCCAUGAAGCCAGCACAGUGCCAGCUUCUCAGCUCUACCCACCCCAACCACAGCUCCUGUCCCCAGAAGUCUUGAUGCCCAGCAUAGCAGGGGAGCCCCAUAGACCCCCAGGAACUUCAAGGAGCGUCCAGCCGUUUCUGGCUAUGUGUGACAGGGGUGAAACUUCCCAACGGGUCAAGUACGCAGGAACGACUUUGAACUACCGGAGUCUCCCCCAUCGUAACAGAACAGAUGCCUCUUGGGGACUGUGGUCAGAGGCCAACCAGCAUGUUGGGGCUAGAUUCCUGACUACUCCAGGGUACAAGCCUCAGCUAACCCACUCUGCCACACUACCAGAAAGACACCAGGGCCAUCGUGUUCCUCAUGCUCAGUCAUGGGGAGAUCUUUUCCAUUCACCCUCCCCCGCUCCCAUUGUUCACUCUGUGUCCCCACCAUUAAGCAGUCUUCAUGUUCCCCUGAGGUCAGCUUGGAAUUUGGGUCCUGUUCCAGGGUCUCGAUCCCCUGGUCCUCGGAGAGUAGAUAUGCCCCCAGAUGAUGACUGGAGGCAGAGCAGUUAUACCCCACAACCUGGGCCCAGGAGGACAGGGGGACAGGAGUUUCUGUAUGUUCUAGCAGAUGCCCCUAGAAGAGAGCAGAACAGGGCUAGAGCCCUGCAGCACAGCAGGUGGUAAGAGUCACCCCUUUCCUCUCCGAGAGCCACGGCUUUCUUUUUAAACAGUACUGUGCAGAGUUCGUACCCUACAUCCCUGCCAGGGUUGUGCUAAUCUCAUCUCAUCAUAGAGCUGGCAGUUUCUCCUAAGGGUGCCAGGAAUCUCUAAUGUGAUGUGGCUCUUUGAGAAGGAAUAUUUGAAAUUCUAAUUUCCAUUCACCUAGCAAAAGGAAGCAGCUGCUAUUUAGGGCUUUAUUUGAGCCACUUCAAAAAUGAAUCCAUAUUACUCUGGACACUAGCCAUUCCUUAGGUCAUCAUUUUAGUCCUGGACACUUUAUGCCCAUACCUGUUCCUGAGCCCUGAUCCUCUGUUCCUCUACUAUAUUACCAAAUUCUACCCUUCAUUUUAUCUACCUGUCCGUAUUACCUGUCUUCCCCAUCCCCCAUUCUUGAAGGGACAUGAAGCCCUGUGGUCAUUGUCCUGACCACAGGGCAGCCCAUCUACCCAAGUGUUAUAGACUGUCAACCUUCCCUGUGCUCCCAAACCUUAGGCCUAGAAUGCGGAACUGCCAACAUUUGCCCUCUGAACAGAUGGAGUCAGGCACACUAACACACCCUCUUGUCUCAGCAGCAGAGCCAUUACUGCCACUUGCUCAGUCCCCAUUGUAAACCCUCAGAGUCAGCUGACCUAUUUUAGGGCCAAACAUACUGUUUUUGUAAAGUAUUUUUCAUUAAUAAAUCUAUAAUAUAGUUCUAUUUAA